AUGGAUAGACAGCAAGAAGCUGAAGAGAGUUGCGAUCCUACCGAGUUCAAGUUUCGAUCUAGGCCCCUUACAGCCGGUGGAACUGGGAUAGAAAAUGGUAUUCGUUUCUUCACGACAGCCAUGCACACUUUGGACAGAAUCGAAGGGGCGUUGAGUGAGAUCGAACAAACUCGGACAUUGGUGCAUCAGAUGAUUGGAGAAUUUAGCCUGGCCGGGUCUGGUGUGAGGGUGCCGCGGUUAACACCUGAGGGGGGAGGUCAGAGAAAGAAACUAAAACCUGAAAGGAAAGAAUUGACAGAAAAAGAUGUUUGUACUCCAAGGUAAUAUCAUAUAUACCAUCUCACUUGAUUUUUAACAUCUAAACGAGUGACAGUGGUGUAGUAUAUAUCAUACUCCUCUACCAGGGUUAUUCCCAGUUUUACAAUGUAACAGUUCAGUCCACGGUUAUUUCUGAUCAUGGGCUUUGUGAUUCCAGAAUUCAUAGACGCUCGAGACCAAAACGCAACAAGACGCUGCUAGAAAUCUGCGAAGAGUGGAAGAAAAAGUAA
Porites evermanni is the source of this 548-nucleotide messenger RNA. NCBI's taxonomy places the organism in Eukaryota, Metazoa, Cnidaria, Anthozoa, Scleractinia, Poritidae. The record is from the annotation of a GenBank genome assembly.